AUGUCUCAUUCGAAUAUUACUCAUGGAAUGUCGCAUGUCGAUACCAAUUCUGAAGGCAAACCAUAUCAUGAACAUGCAGAUAAGAAGGCUCAAAAGGAAGAUCAUCCACGUACACAAUCCGAGAAACACAAUCCUAAUUCAUCUGAUGAUAAUCCACAUCAUGGUCAUGAAAAUCAGGAUAUCAAAGAUAGUAGUACCAGUGAACGUGGUGACCAUAAGAAAGAUCAUGAAUGA
This is a messenger RNA of Rotaria sp. Silwood1, 234 nucleotides long. The record is from the annotation of a GenBank genome assembly. Lineage: Eukaryota; Metazoa; Rotifera; Eurotatoria; Philodinida; Philodinidae.